Molecule: messenger RNA, 1930 nt
Organism: Sinocyclocheilus rhinocerous
Lineage: Eukaryota; Metazoa; Chordata; Actinopteri; Cypriniformes; Cyprinidae
Product: brain-specific angiogenesis inhibitor 1-associated protein 2-like
Exons: 15
Coding region: 187-1854 (555 amino acids)
Biological process (GO): positive regulation of actin filament polymerization; actin filament bundle assembly; plasma membrane organization
Cellular component (GO): cytosol; nucleoplasm
Molecular function (GO): protein binding
Source: RefSeq, a predicted model, not a curated record
UCCCGCCACUCCGGCGGCUGCGCGUGGGCAUCAGUGAGAGAGUUCCAUAUAAAAGCUCCCGCAUCCUCCUCUGUCUCUGACACUCUCUGUUUGAAUGAUACAGUGUCUCCUACUCCUCCUUCUCCUCCUCUCCUCCUGUGUUUUCUCGGAAAUAUUUUCCUGCAGUAUAAAUUCAAGUUGUCGUCUAUGGUUCUGACUCAAGCUUCCAAAAUGUCCCGGACCGAUGAGGUGCACCGUAUAACGGAGAAUGUCUAUAAGUCCAUCAUGGAGCAGUUCAACCCUUGCUUAAGGAACUUUGUUGCCAUGGGGAAGACUUACGAGAAGGCCCUCUCUAGUGUGACAUUUGCAGCAAAAGGCUACUUCGACGCACUGGUGCGGAUGGGAGAGCUGGCCAGCGAGAGUCACGGCUCUAAGGAUCUUGAAGAGGCAGCAUGGGAUGUGCUUUUUCAGAUGGCGGAGGUUCACAGACAGAUCCAGAUGCAGCUAGAGGACAUGCUGAAAUCAUUCCACAAUGAACUGCUCACAGAACUGGAGACUGCAGCUCUGAAGAAAUACCAGAUGGAACACAAAAAUAAAGGAGAGAGUCUGGAGAAGUGCCAGGCUGAGCUGAAGAAACUGCGCAGGAAGAGUCAAGGCAGCAAGAACCCCUCCAAAUAUGGAGACAAGGAGAUGCAGUACGUCGAGACCAUCAGCAGCAAACAAAAUGAGCUGGAUAACUACAUCUCUGAGAGCUACAAGAACGCUCUGUCCGAAGAGAGACGGAGGUAUUGCUUCCUCGUUGACCGUCAAUGUGCAUUGGCCAAAACAAGCAACGCCUACCACACCAAGGGCAGAGACUUGCUGACGCAAAAGAUCCCAUUGUGGCAACAAGCGUGUGCCGAUCCAAAUAAACUCCCAGAGCGGGCAAUGCUUCUAGCUCAGCAAAUGGGCUCAGGAGCGUCAGGGACACUGGGACCCAGUGUCCACCACACCUCUAAAUCUAGCCUGACCAUCUCAGACCCCAUCCCUGGGGCCAAGCCACUUCCUGUGCCACCUGAGCUCGCAGCUCUCAUGGGGAACCAACAGACGAGGAUGAUGGGAGUAGAUGGUGUUCCCAUGGUGAAUGGCUCAGGGGUCCAUGGGGGAGAAGACUACCAACGCUGGAUGGAGACCAGAGCCGCACACGAGAAACCGGCCCACAGACACGGUGGAGAGACCUUCUCCAACACCCUGCCUGUCCGCAAAGUUGCGCCUGUAAAGCCCAAGAAUACUUUGGCAGAGACACAGACCCUCCCCAGGUCUAGCUCAAUGGCAGCUGAGCUGGAGAGAAAUGGACGGACACGCGUUCAGGCCCUCUUCUCUCAUGCCGCCGGGGACAACAGCACACUCCUCAGCUUUAUGGAAGGAGACAUCAUUACACUGUUGGUGCCUGAAGCCCGGGACGGCUGGCACUACGGCGAAAACGAGAAAAACAGAAUGAGAGGCUGGUUCCCGUUCUCCUAUACCCGCGUGAUUCCUGAACCAGACAGCAAUAAACUCCACGUCAGUUUGCAGCAUAGCAGGAGCAGCAGCACAGGAAAUCUUCUGGAGAGAGAGAUGGCGUUGCCGACACCUGAUUACGGCAUGCCCACACGCUUCCUCAGCCAGCAGCAGAGCACACCACACAGCCGACAGAGACCAUACAGCGUGGCAGUGCCAGGAUUCUCACAACAAGGGUUGGAGGAGUACGAGUCUCGAUUCCAAACGAGAGUGACGGAUCCUCUCCAAUUCACCACAUUUGCGCUCACAUCUCGCCAAAGACAAAGCAAUUCCAACAGCAAGCAGAAACCCAAACUCAUUAUAACCGAAGACCUAGGAUCUCGACUCCCUUAUUAGGACAUCAAUGUUUCAAACACAUUUUUGCAUGUCACAUGGACUAGAGCUAUACUGUACAGAACUUUCUUACAGCAAA